UUUAGAUUACUGUAUAAAAAUUCAAUUAUGAAGACAUUUGUGAAUGUAAGCUACACGACUGGCUUGUCAUUGCACGUCAGUGGCUUGAUUGAACGUCUGAUAGAGAUUAUUUAAACGAGAAAGAUUAGACGCAGAAAAUAGCUGAGAAGGUCAGCUCCUUGUGUUGCUCAUCGACAGGCAGCCUUCCUUGGAUAAGAGGUGUGGCUUAGCUAGUUGCUAUGGUAACUGAAGAACAGCUGAUGUUUCCUUGGUAAUGGGGACAGAUGCUGAAGAACUAGGCUUGGGGUAAGCUAAGCUUCAGUUUGCCCUUGUAAAGUUAACACAUGCAUGAGAUGCAGACUAUUCAUUAAUACUGUUAUAACACAUCAGUACACAAGAAAUUAUGUAGUAUAUCAUAGAACUGUACGUUUACAGUCUACUUGUAAUAGUGUUACCUUAAUCACACCCAUUAUUUGUCUGGCCCUGCUUGCAUUCCCCAAAGCCGGCUUUGCAAAUUAAUGUCCUGGCAUCUGGGUGAUGGUGGGGGUCCCAGUCACUUGUCUCUUGGCAGAAAACAAAUACAAAGAACCAAGUAUAUAUGAAAAGGAAAGUAUAGCCAUAUUGAGCAGUAUCAGUGUGUUAAUUAUGCAGAUAUGCAAAUCAGCCAGCCUUGGGCUUGUUUCUAUAAUAGGCACUAGAACUUGAUGGCUCCAAAUCCGUGGGUGGUAUAAGGAGAAAGGAAGAACAGUCUGUACUACGAGGCGGCUCUUACUCUACUUCUUGAUGCAGUAAUAAGAAAAAAAUAUUAUUCAUAAACUCUCUACACUAAUGCUAGAGAGGCAUUUCAGAGUAGCCAGCUUGCUUACCAGUAUGUUGUUGGGUGUCGGGAGUGCUCGGGAUCAAACCCCAGGCUUUAGUGCCGUUCUGGACUAGCACAACCUGCUGCAUCACCAUCAUUUUUUUUAAGAUUAUGUAAGAGGGUCUUUGAUGAAAGGGCUAGGUCAGUGGUGUCAUCUUGAAAAUGACUUUAGAUGUCAUGUGAUGGAUUGAAUGCCACUCAGUAGGAGAAGGGUAAUGUCUGAUAACAAGCAGGAAAACAGGAGGCAUUUGUUUGCGACAUAGCCAACAAAAUCAGUACGGACACAGAGGUUUAUUUUCAUUGUCAGCUGCCUCCUGUUGUUGUCAGCAUUAAGAGUGUCCUUAUUCAUUGUCUGUGUUCCUGAGAUCAAUAUGUCUGAGCACAAGAUCAGCCCUCCACACACUCGCUCCCCUACUUGCAGCCACCACCAUGACAAGACUCACGUUGUCAUGGCAACAGGAGGCGGUUGCUUUGGAGACUUAAUGAAACAGGGCGACCAAGGAAAUAAUGGCAGCUCACUGGAGAGUUUACGGUGGGUGGGUUAUGGAGCUAAACAUAGAACCUUAGCAGCCAGUACAAGUCCUUCAGGCUCUUGGUGUGGCUUCUUUCUCAGUCUCUCUUUGUCUAUCUUUGACUACCUGCAUUCUUACAUUCACUAUGAAUUAUGUCACAUUAACAGCUUUGAGGAUUUAUUUAUUUGAGUAAACAAUUGUUUUUGCCUACCUUUUCAAAUAGUCGCUGUACAAGUCUGAGAGUCUUUUGUACGAGAUGGUCACAGUCACACUAUGGACACAGCCAACUUAAUGCAACCUCUGAAUUGCAAGUUUUGACCUCUCUGCAGUACAACUGCACAGCCUUCUUAUGGCAUUUUAUCAUAUGAUAUAAGAUUUGUGUUCCUGUAUACUGCCGGUGAACUGGGUAGCCUGUUUCUAAAGAUCUGCUUCAAGAGUAGGCUAAAAUAGAUUUCAGUUUUAGAACACCAUAUCUCCUGAGUCUAUUUGUCCUUUUUGCUGUUGUUUAAAUUGGUUUUCCUGUUGUCUUGUGGCUGGUAUGAAUUUUAUGGCUGAUAGGCAUUUCCAAUACUGUCUGACUCAUCCUCCCCAGGUAGUCUAGCAGCCGGCUCCAUACGUGACAAAAUCAGAGACAACAGACUUCAAUUUGCCUUCAUCCUGGUCACUGAUUUUUCACGCUAUUUGGCGUACAUCCAUCUUUGUUUAUCCCCCUCCCCACACUGCUCUUUCUCUCUCUGACUGCAGUGUAUUCUAGUCCUAAAGAAAUUGUUUCACAACCAGAGUACACUGAUAUGCCACUGAUGUAAUUGGCACCAAAUUAGGAUUCUGACCCUGACAGCAUACGACUUUGGACUGCUGAUUUGCAAAGCCCCCUGCUGGUAGCCUGAGAAUGCACAGGUGAGGAGUUAAAACACUAUUAGGGCUUAUCGAGGUGGGUGUGGAAAGAAAUGGGUUAAUCUGGAGUGAUUAAAAUAGAGACAGAUGCUGUUAUGAUCACCGUGUAUUGAUUAAUGCUGUGACUAGAUGCAUUUCUAGACUGCAACUGGUUAAGAUCAUUUUCAGGCUGUAAGGGUUCAAGUCGCACGUCUUGCACAUACUUCAUUUGUGGGGAUGGUAAGAGAUUUAAUAAGGUAAGAUAAGCAAAGAUUAUAUUAUAAGCUAGACCUUUUGCAAAAUUCAGAAGAGGAAGUGGAACAGGGGGGGGAACGGAUGGGCAUGAAGCCGCCAGCGUGGAGAAAAUGAGUGAGGCAAAAAGGAUGGGCUAUCCAGAAGAGGAGGGAGCUUAUUUUUUCCAGCAGCGAAUAAGCUGCUACACAAAGAACCAUGUGACAUGAGCCAGAGAAAUGGCCAUCAAAUGGGGAGGGCGGGUGGCUGUCUGAGAGAGGGAGAAAGAGCACUGAUUCAUUCUCACAGAUUCUUGGUGAAUUGUUGAUCGUAGAUACAGAGAGAGGUAACGGCUCACACUUUAAUCCGUGGAAAACUAGACCACAGCCAGAAGGGAUAAAUCUCAACUAUUAUAUUGUAACACAGAAGAAAAAGAAGGAAAUUUAAAAAGAAGACAAAGGCAUAUAUAUUUAAGGACUAGGUAGCAAUAGAGGAGGAAAAGCAUGUCCUCUCUCUCCAACCAACAGCCAGCAUCUCCGUUCUCGGAGUAUAGUGAGCUAUGCAAAGGUUCUUCUAUGUCCACACCCCCUGCCACGCAAGGAUGGGAUUGGCAGCAUGGUGACAUUGGGGCUCCUAGGAGCUUUGCUGGUACCCCACGAGCCCUGGGGCUGACUGAUGAAGAUAAGCUGUGUUUCUUUGACCCUCCAGCAGCAAUGGGCAAGGAGUCAGAGCUGCAGGUGCCUGGAAGAAGUGCAAUUCCUGGGAGCAUGUCACUAAGCAGCGUAGGGGGGAGUCUAGAGAGUCCUCUGUCUUCAUCUCCCUCACCUGCAUCUCCUGGGAAAUUCUCAGCAUCUUUAGAUUCUGCAGGUAACAGUGGGAUGAUGCCCCCUUCACAACUUUCAGGAUCAUCUUCACAGAACAUUGAUGUCCUUUCCCCUCUUGAAUCUCUGAAACCAGCCAGUGUAGCGGAAUGGAAUCAGUCACCUCAUGGCCUCAGUCCAGAGACAAGCCCCAAGAUGGGCUCUCCUCAAGCACCCCCUAACUACUGUGUAAUAGGAGUUGUUAACGAUAAUUACCUUGAGGGUGGAGAUGAAGGUGUUGGUGGAAGACCGGCGACUGAGGGAUCAUCAAAUGAGAGUGAGGAGGAGGGUGAAGUUCUUGAGCCUUGUUUCAUGGGUCGAGCUGAGCAACAGAGGAAGGCUAUGAGGAGAGCCAUGUCAGAGUGUUCCCAUUUGUCUGUGCCAGCCAGCAUUCAGCUGCCAGACAAGUACCCUGGCGGAGGAAUGCUGGAUGAGCUGACCUCGCCAGUAGGAGGACACCGUCGGCCUUACACUGGGGGCAUGAAACGCUCACUCACUGUGGCAGACGAUCAGCCCCCAACACCUCCACCAACCCUCUGUGCUACUGGAGCUCGGAACGGAACUGGGACAACACUCCAUCUUACCCCAUUUCCAGCACUCAAAAGUAACAGAAUCUUUCCUCACUCACCCAUAGAGGACGUUCCGGAGGGUUCAAUUGUAGACAAGGACCAGGGUGUACUUUUGCCAGUGCCCGUCACAAGUCGAGCUCUUAAUGGCAGCACUGUUGGUGCUGAAGGCAACGUCAGUCUGUUCCCAGUACUUGAGGUCAAAACGGAGAAAAUCCAGCCAGAUGUGAAGAAAAUAGAGAGCCUGGAUAAGUCCGAUAUGUUCAGCAAAGUGGACAAGGUUGAGAAGACUGACAAGCCUGACCAGGUGGCCAAAGUCGAAGAGACCGAUGUAAAAGGCAAGAAGGAAAGCAAAGAUAGUAGUGACAAGCAAGAUGCAUUUAAUCAGGUGGCCAAAGUCGAAGAGACCGAUGUAAAAGGCAAGAAGGAAAGCAAAGAUAGUAGUGACAAGCAAGAUACAUUUAAUAAGGUGGCCAAAGUCGAAGAGACAGAUGUAAAAGACAAAAAGGAGAACAAGGAUAGUAGUGAAAAGCAAGAUACACUUAACAAGGUGGAAAAAGUCAAAGAGACAACUGUAGACAAUAAGGCAGAUAAACCAGACAAAACUGAGCAGCCUGACAAAUCAGAAAAGAUUCAUGAACCUGAAAAAGCAGAUGCAAGUAAAAAGGCUGAAAAUUUAGAGCAAGUUGAAAAAAUCCCUGAUAUAAAGGCUAGUGAAGGUAAGAUGGAUAUGUCUCCAGAGAAAAACAAGGAGGUGAAAGUGGAAAAGGUAGAGUUGAAAGCAGAAACUACCAAAGUUGAUGAUAAAACAGUAGAAGACAAAAGUGAGAAAGAAAAGCUUGAUCCUAAGCUAGAUGAGAAGUCAGAGAAGGAUAAUGCUGAAAAAGUCCAGCUCAUUCAGAAGCCUCAUGAAAAAACUGAAGAGGGCAAAGCUGAGGAAGAGAAGCUUGAUCAGAAGCAAGAAAAAGACAAAGCUGAAAAUGAAAUUGUCGUGUCAGGCAAAGACGUAGCCCCAAAAACCGACGCUGUGGAAGAGACAAAGCUGCCUGAGAACCUGGAAAAACAGGAGAAAACAGAAAAAGCUGCAACCGCUGGGAAAAAAGAGCCAUCUGCCAAAGUGGAGAAAGAAGAGAAAACCGAAAAGGCCAAAAAAGCAGCACCUAAGCCUGUGGCAACUAAUGGUGCAAGAACUGCACCAGGAAAAGACCUGCCUAGUCCAGAGAAGAAAACCAAGCCUGCUACCACGACAACCAAACCGAGCAUGGCCAAAACCCGGCCAAGCAGUGUGUCCAGUGCUGCGACCGCUCCUAAGCGCUCAACCCCAGCCCCUACCUCCACAACUACCACCUCUGCUACCCUCAGCAAAAAAGCACCCGUGCCCAAGGCACCCACACCCACGGCUGGCACCAAGCGCCCUGCUUCGGCUGCCAGUCGUCUCCCUACCACAUCCACAGUCCCCAGUGAGGUCAAGCCUAAGACAGCCACAGAGUCAUCAGUGCCAAAGUCCCAUGCUGCUCCAUCCCGGUCCGCAGCCUCCAAGAAUGGUACAGCUACCACAGCAAUGAGCAAAACCACCACAUCCAGUGCCGCCACAGCACGGCGCUCUCUGGCUACAAAGACUGAGAACAAAACAGGGGAGGAGAAGAAACCAAGCACUCUGAAGACCACAGACCCCAGCAAACCCAAAUCUGCAACUGCCAGACCAUCCACCAUUACCAGUAGUACCACAGCCCGCACCCGUACCACUAAACCUACCACAACCACUAACAACACAACCAGCACAGUGCCAGAAAGAAAGCCUCCUGUACCCCGUGCCCCUAGAGCCAGCUCCACUACCACUUCAACUACAGCUAGUACCACCACCAGAACCAGUACCCGCCCAGCAACAGCUCCAGCCCCCGAUGUUAAAAAUGUCCGCUCCAAGAUUGGCUCCACAGACAACAUGAAACACCAGCCCGGAGGAGGCAAGGUCACAGUUUCUCAAAGCAAGACGGAUGCUCUGGCUCAGGGCUCCCUCUCCAAAGAGACCAGCCAGGGCAAAGUUCAGAUAGUCUCCAAAAAGGUGGACUACAGCCAUGUUACAUCUCGCUUGGGUUCCAAGGACAAUAUCAAGCAUGUCCCUGGUGGUGGGAAUGUCCAGAUUCUCAAUAGGAAGGUUGAUCUGAGUAAAGUGACUUCAAAGUGUGGUUCAAGGGUCAAUAUCAAGCAUAAGCCAGGAGGUGGAGAUAUAAAGAUUGAGUCUCACAAAGUGAACUUCAAAGACAAAGCCCAGUCUAAGGUGGGCUCCUUGGACAAUGUCAGCCAUUCACCUGGAGGGGGGAAUAUUAAGAUUGAAUCUUUCAAGCUCAACUUCCGCGAAAACGCACGCUCUCGCACGGACCACGGCGCCGACAUUAUCACCUGGCCCGUCGUGGGUGACAGCCCUGCCCACCUCCAUCCGCUCCGCAACAGCGUCUCAUUCAACGACUCGUUGGUGACAGCCCGCUUGCCUCGCUCCUCCACCACCCCUGCCCUCCUCUCAGCCUCUCAAGACCAAGAGGGUGACACUGUCUCUCUCAACACACUCCUCACAUGACUUCCCCCACCACCAUCUGUUAACUCUCAUAACCUCGCCCCAUGGCUAUACUGUUUCCGUCUGAGUAUUCAGUCUGGCAAUUAGUAGGUGAAAAAUGAAUUUGGUGGAAUCUAUUCACCGGCCCUUUCUUAGCUGUUUAACUUGUAUUCAUACGCAGUUUAUUCAUCAUCUUCACUAGUAGGCUCUGUCCUGUGUGUUUUUUGUUUUUUUGUUUUUUUUCCUGGAAAGUUUGGUCUUAUUCAGUGCUGCAGUCUUAGAAUUGAUCUGAUUUCCCAUAAUGUAGUCAUCUGAAGAUACAUGGCCUGCAUUCUUGUGUUUACACAACUCCCUUUAGAAACGUUGGACCAUAGUGUCGUAUUGCGCCUCUAUGUCAGCAUGCGGGGCUGUCAUGUGAUCCUAAUAAGCAUCGACUACCCUGCUUCAGUAUCUUCAAGUCUCAUAACCAACUUGCUUUCACUGUUUUUCAAGGAAACUCACAUUUAACAUAUGUAGUCGGUCUCACCUGUAGGUUUGAACUAAACUGCUCUAAAAUUGUGUUUCGUGAUGUUUUUGAGUAAAUACUGUGGCUACAAGCUGUAUGUAUGUUUGAUUUUUCAUUUCCUGUAUACUCGGAUGUUUGAUUGUGUCAUCUGUUUCCUUUUAGUAAAGCAAUACAGCAGUCUUUGCGUAUAGGACAUUAACUACGUCUUGAAACAAACAUACACAAAAGGUACCGCUUAGAAUCUCAAACAUAGCUUUACACGUCUCAGAAAGUGUUCCCGCUCAGCGGGUGAUGAGGCCGGCAGAGUUAUUAGAACAAUGAAUGUGAGGAAGGAAAUGGGUAUGAAUUUAUUGGAUGUUACAUGAAGUGUGAAUUAAGUGCAAUUGAAAUGAAGUUAUUGAUCAUGUACCACAGUUUGAUGCUGGUGCUGUGCCUAGACAUUGGUUUGAGAUGAAAAGAGGAGAAAAAAGCAGCUCAUUUGUGCUGCUUGACCUAAUUUUUUAGGAGGGAGUCUGAAUCAGUAAUUACUUUUGGAAAGAUACAGAGGCACUUAGAAUGUCAAUCUGACACAAAGCAUUUUGUUGGGCUAGAUCAGUUAUUGCCUUUAAUGGAAUUUAGUUGACCUGUAAAUGUCCUUAUAUGUAGUUCCAGUUCCACUUACACAUGGUUUUGGCAUGUAAAAGCAAAGCUUGCCAGCAUAACAUUUAUUAGUCACUGAAGAAUUAUUUGACAGUCCCAUGUAUGUUCCGAAAGCAUGUUGGAGACAGCAGUUAUGUUAGCUUAUUUCUCUUGUAGCAUUUAAUCUUAGUCACCUCUGAAUAGCCUUUUUAAUGUGGUCAAAGUCAUGCGUCCCACUUAGAAAACCUUACAUGUCACAGAGUUGUUGUUUUUUUUUUUUUUGGGGUCCCUUACAGUGGAGAAAGGAACAUAAUUUUGCAAGGAAAAUCAUGGUGUUAAAUGCAGUGCAUUUUUGCCUUAUGUUUUAGCAGUGAAGUGAGCUCCAAAACACUACAAUCAAAUGAAUUCAGAUAUUAGUUAAAUACCCUUUUAUUAGCACAAAUUACCUUCAUACGGUUGAAGGUUUUGAGCACUAUUAUCAAAUCACAGAUCAUUCAAAUCCACACUGAGAUUUUUAUCUCGGUAAUAAUCGAUCAAUCAAAGUGCCACUGAUGAGAAAAUCGGGGGUGGGGUGGGAGGGGGGUUGAUUAUUUUGAUUCAUGGGCAAUAAUUCUUAUUUAUGUAAUAGUGAUUUUGAAGAACGAGAGGUUUGUAGAUAUUUGUAUUUGAACUAUGAUGUGCAGCUUUUAAAUGCUCCGAGUAUGGGUUUCGUUGACUUUAUUUUUUAACCUUCAGCUAGGUAAAUAAAAUGUGGUCAAUUUAAAGUCGCUUCCCUGUAUGCAAUAUUCUUUUUCUUUCUUUUUUUUUGUGACAUGCAGUGUAGUCUGCUUUUUCAUUUAACAGCUAUUGUUUCUCAUUAACUAGCACACCACUAUAUGUAAAUAUAUAUUUAUACACUCAAUAUUGGCGCUGGAAGAAAAAGUUGGAAAAUAAAGGAAACAUUAAUCAUGUUAUAAAAGAAUGUCAAGUAAAGCUUUGGUGUGUUGUUAAGAAGUGCGCUUGUCAUUAUCUUUAUUCAUUAUCAUUAUUAUCAUUAUUAAUAUUAUUAUUAUUAUUAUUAUUAUUAUUUAACUGCCUUUUUCUGAGAAAAGGGCUGACAUGAAAGAAUGUUUUGUAUUUGCAUUUCUCAAUUACUGCCAUUGCUUUGGUAUGCUGGUUGUGGCUUUAGGUAGUGUGUUACUCCUGCAUAUUAGACUGACAUUUACAAACUGUUAUUAUGGAAGCCGAUGAGUUUCACAUAGUACUUGUCCCGUUAUGUUCUAGUCUUAAAAUAUGAGGAGCACAAGGUCAUGUGUGGGUAUGAUGUUCAUAGAGUAUCAAAAAUGUCAGAAAAGGUUUUUGAUUUAAACUGGUUUAUUGAAUCUAGCUGCCCUAAUAAGGCAGUGUGAUCAGUGAUUGAAAUUGGUUUAAUUUGGAUGUACCAGCUUGAGUACUUAUCACAGAGCCACAAACCUGAAGCAUACUACCCUCGUUCAAGUUAUAUUGAGGCUUCAGCAUACAACCGCAAUCUUAAAAACUUUUUUUUUGGUUCGAAUUACCCGUAUGUAAGAGUAAGAUGCCCCAAAACAUGCUUCAGCUAAAAUAUUGUACUAACAUAAAACAUACUAAGAGCAUGAAGAACAAUUGGGAUGUGUAUGGUAGCAUUGUCAUGUGCAUACAAUGUCUUUUGCAGGUUUUCUUCCACCCCACCCCUCUCCCCCAUUCAUUUUGAAAUUCAGUUUUUUUUUUCUGGUUUGAAAGAAGUGUUAAUUGUGGUCAAUUGUUAACUAGUGAUGUGAUAAUUAAACAUUAAAUAAAAUAAUGUGUUUAAAAAUA
Messenger RNA from Hemibagrus wyckioides, 9369 nucleotides. Its product is annotated as microtubule-associated protein 4. Gene Ontology annotation, cellular component: neuron projection. Lineage: Eukaryota; Metazoa; Chordata; Actinopteri; Siluriformes; Bagridae. The record is from RefSeq and is a predicted model, not a curated record. Gene Ontology annotation, biological process: microtubule cytoskeleton organization; neuron projection development. Bases 2958 to 6455 code for a protein of 1165 amino acids. The transcript is spliced from 11 exons. Gene Ontology annotation, molecular function: microtubule binding.